Messenger RNA from Aspergillus bombycis, 2310 nucleotides. Its product is annotated as fungal specific transcription factor domain-containing protein. Gene Ontology annotation, molecular function: zinc ion binding; DNA-binding transcription factor activity, RNA polymerase II-specific; RNA polymerase II cis-regulatory region sequence-specific DNA binding. Gene Ontology annotation, biological process: regulation of transcription by RNA polymerase II; DNA-templated transcription. Bases 1 to 2310 code for a protein of 769 amino acids. The record is from RefSeq and is a predicted model, not a curated record. Gene Ontology annotation, cellular component: chromatin. The transcript has a single exon. Lineage: Eukaryota; Fungi; Ascomycota; Eurotiomycetes; Eurotiales; Aspergillaceae.
AUGCUAGAGCUUGCAGAUGCCGUUCCAGUACAAACACAACCAGUUCCGCAGGCCCCACCAGAGGUGCAGGUUCAACCUCCUCCAAUAGUCGAAACGACUCAUUUCAACCCAUCCUGGGGGUACGAUCUAAAUCUGCUCUCUCAUGCUGCUAGUCAUGUGGCUCUUGAGGGCCAGCAAGAAAGCCUCGAGUCGAUGCGUAAGCCUUCACAGAGCGUAGGCCCUCCCCAGCCGUUGUCUCAGGUUCCGGAGAGAGCAAUCACAGACAACUAUGGUGUUGAGCCUUCUUUCCUGGAUCUCACAGACCUAGGCGACCCCGUCCAAGACUUUACCGUCUUCUUGGAAAGCGUUGGCCUUUCCUCGGAUUGGGACUCUGGCGUAUUCUCGUCGGUGGAAGAGCCUAUGUUGACGGCAAAUAUACCAAUUGACUCAAAGCCACCUAUUCGCGAAAGUGCAAGACUUGGGGCAGAUAUGAUGGGCGACCCGCGUGGCCCAGUUGAUGAGCCACCGUCCUUUUCUAAUUUUGGAUCUCGGCUACCGUCUCUACAGCCAGAGCCGCAAGACGUUGACGAUCGUCUUGUAUUUGGUGAUGAAGGUCCGCGUCCAGCUUGGGAUAUUUCGAAUACAGAUCGCCAAGUCUUUCUUUCAAAACUUGAGGAAUUUGCUUAUAUUCUCCCCAAGGGCUUCAUUCCACCAUCGAGACAUGCUCUGUCACGCUUCUUUGCUGGCUACAUAAACGGACUAAAUGAGCACCUCCCAUUCCUCCAUGUGCCGACACUCUCGGUCGCAAAAUGCUCCCCUGAGCUCACUCUCGCAUUAGCAGCCGCAGGAUCUCAUUACCGGUUUGAAAACAAUCGAGGGAUCGAGCUUUUCCAUGCCUCGAAAGCCAUUCUUCUGCAACGCCUCCAGAGAAGAGACAGCAAGCAAGUACAAUGCCCUUCGUGGAAUUUUGUCUCUCCACCAUCCGGUUUUCACGACUCGAGGGGCUCCUCUACCGCUUCAAAUAAUGCCAAUAGCCCGUUUCAGCAACACCACAUCCCACAUCCGAUCGACUCGCCCUCGGGCUACGCACCCCAAGAUUCGGACGCUCACAUGGAAGUAAUCAGGACCUUCUUGCUGCUCACAGUGUUUGCUUCUUGGGAAAGACAUCCUGAACUAUUGCGGGAAAUUCUUUCUCUUCAGAGCACACUGGCUCGACUUAUCAGAGAGCAUGGACUUACUGAGCCACCCCCUAGUGCUGAUCCCAACAACUGGGAAGACUGGGUACGAAGAGAAGGCAACAGGCGCACAAAGUUCAUCGUAUACUGCUUCUUUAACUUACACUCUAUCAUGUACAACAUUCCCCCGUUGAUCCUGAACGCAGAGUUGAAACUAAACAUGCCAUGCUCACACGACGUUUGGAAAGCCAACAAUGCAAGCCAGUGGCGGCGGGCCAUGCGUUCGCGACAUGGGCCGGAAGUUUCAUUCCAAGAAGCCUUCGCUAAGCUAUUCGUCAAGUCCAAUUUAUCAAAUUCAUCGACACCCAUAUCACCGCUUGGGAAUUAUAUUCUCAUACAUGCCCUUAUCCAACAAAUUUUCUUUGCCCGCCAGCUUUGUCUAUCUGCACCAAUGAUGCAAGGCACUAGCCUGAGGCAGGAAGACUUGCCCACCUUGGACAAUUCUUUAAGUGCUUGGAAAGCAUUGUGGAAGCGCACUCCAGAAUCGAGCAUUGACCCUCAAAACCCGGCAGGCCCAAUAGCAUUCACGUCGACUGCCCUUCUUGGGCUCGCCUAUAUCAGGUUACACGUUGAUUUAGGUCCCUGCCGCCGCCUCAUUACCCAAGACCCGAUUCAGAUCGCCAGGGCUUUAGGUGAAUCUCCGCCUGUAGCACGGAGCCCGCGCCUCAUCAUGGCUUUACUGCAUUCUGCGCACGCACUUUCCAUCCCGGUUCGCCUCGGGAUAGACUUCGUAGCGCGGACCCAUUCAUUUUUCUGGAGUAUUCAGCACUCCCUUUGUAGCCUGGAAUGUGCAUUUCUUCUAAGUCGUUGGUUACUUUCCAUACCGGUGACGCAGGCUGAACAAAGACUGUCGGAGCAUGAACGGAAGUUGCUCUUGUGGAUUAAGAGUAUGAUGGAUGAGACUGACAUGGCCGUUGAUCCUCCAGGCGCACCUGAUGUGGAAUUUCUGGCUAAUCCCUACAAGGCAAAGCAACUCAGCAUUGCCAUUGUACGAGUAUGGGCGAGGACCUUCAAAGGGAAUACAAGCUGGGCGAUAGUGGACCUGGUCGGGUCGAGCUUAGAAGCUUAUGCAGAUCUUCUGGAAACGCAGCUCUGA